This is a messenger RNA of Hymenoscyphus albidus, 956 nucleotides long. The record is from the annotation of a GenBank genome assembly. Lineage: Eukaryota; Fungi; Ascomycota; Leotiomycetes; Helotiales; Helotiaceae.
CGUAUCUCUAUAAAUGAGCCCUAAGGAGUUUCUAAACGACAUUUCAAAGAAGCCAUCAACCAAACAACCUUCAACAAACACCACAAUAAAACUCAACAACCUCAUUAACAACCUACUUCCAAACUCAAACCAUGUCCACAACCCCACCACCUCCCCCCUCCCUUCCAAAUCCACCCCAAACCCCAAACCCAAAGCUCAACCCAACCAUCACCCUCCUCCCAAUCCUCCCCCAAGACCUCCCCUCCCUCGCCCAUCUCGAAUCCCUCGUCUUCAAACACGAUCCCUUCUCCAUAACCGCCUUCGGACCUCUCAAGGAUUCGGCGGAGAACCUUGCGCUUCGUGUGAGGGGGUUGGAGAGGUCUUGUCGUGUUAAUAAGGGAGAGGGUGGGAGGUGGGCGAGAGGUUGGAAGGCUGUUGUUGGGGAGGGGGAGGAGGUUGUUGGGUGGUGUGAGUGGAGUUUUGAUGGGGAGGGAGAUGGGGAUGGAGAGGGAAAGGGGGAUGGAGAAGGGGAUGGAGAGGAAGAGGAGGAGGAGAUAGGUUGGGGAAUCUCAGCCGAUAUCAAGUUCUGUGAAGAUGUUUUUGGGAAGGCUGAUGAGUGGAUGCGGGAAUGUACUCAUGAAAACCCCUACGCUAGUAUAUCUUCCCCUUCCUUCCCCUUCCUUCCCCUUCCUUCCCUUUCCUCCCCUUUCCUCCCAUUCCCUUCCUCUCAAUACUCACCCACCCAAACAGAACUCCACACCCUCAUCAUCCACCCCGCCUACCAACGCCUCGGCAUCGGCACCCGACUGCUCCAACAGGGACUCGAGGAAGUCGACAGACUGCACUUGCAAUGCGUCCUAGGGGCCAGUCCCGAGGGAAAGGGAUUGUAUGAGCGGUUUGGGUUCUCGGAGGUGAGGAGGAUGGAGAUUAAGCUUGAGGAGUAUGUUAAUGGGAGGGGAUUGGGGAUGGUGGGGCAU